Messenger RNA from Gadus morhua (Atlantic cod), 1652 nucleotides. Its product is annotated as disintegrin and metalloproteinase domain-containing protein 12-like. The record is from RefSeq and is a predicted model, not a curated record. Gene Ontology annotation, biological process: proteolysis. The transcript has 11 exons. Bases 403 to 1632 code for a protein of 409 amino acids. Gene Ontology annotation, molecular function: metalloendopeptidase activity. NCBI's taxonomy places the organism in Eukaryota, Metazoa, Chordata, Actinopteri, Gadiformes, Gadidae.
CUCUAGGACCAUGAGGAGCGCUGUCGGCGAGCACAUGCUUGGGUGCGCUCACAAGACAACACUUCUCUCCACAGUAAUUGGCCGGGAAUUGAUGCCAUUCUUGUGUUAUUAAAUCGUUUUGGAUCGUUUCCGUCUCUCGGUGUACGCGUAUUGCUCGCUUCCCCCCGUAGUUUAAUCACUUUUACGCACGACGGGUGCCCCGAAACACCUCCAUGAAUGAAUGGGGACGGUGCUGCGGGUUGGAUACGCGCUCUCCUGGAUUAACGGUCUCCUCCUGCUCCUCUUGAUCAUAUUUCAGGAAGUCAUCGGGACCGUGCACAUCAGCUGUUGAGUCGUGCCUCUGUUAUGGUUGUGUUGCAGUGAAACAUUUCGUCCAGACCUGUUCACGUUUCGCUCGGAACCAUGAACUGGCACGGUCGCUGGAGCCUCAAGUUUGCGUUUCUGACAGCGAUGCACGCCUUGUUGUCAUCGGCGUCCUCGCUGCUGCACGCCGUGGAUGAUGUGCGCUCGGAACCCUUGCAAGGAAAUUCAAUCGGCGCUACCCACGACGACCGAGCGUCAGCCGGGCAGAAGCGCCACGGGACCACGGUGCCCCGUCUGCUGAUUGGACGGGACUGGGGACCAAUCGGCUCGCUUCAUUUCCAGGGCCACCCGGCUGCACUGAGGCUCCUGAUUGAAGUGGAAGGUGAACAGCUGCUUCUGACUCUCCAGAAAAAUGAGGGCCUGUUCGCCGGCCACUACACCGAGACGCACUACCUGGCGGACGGCAGGGCCGUCUCCAGCUCCCACAACUCCACGACAAACUGCUACUACCACGGUGAAGUGGAGGGCCAGGCUAACUCGGACGUCAGCCUCAGCACCUGCACUGGGAUCAGAGGCCUCAUCUCGCUGGGAGAGGCUGCGUACGUUCUGGAGCCCUCACCGGACCGCUACGACGGCACCCAUCGGGUCUACCGCGCAGAACACCUGGCGCUCCCCGCGGGCUCCUGCGGGCACCACCUGAACCUGUCCAGCCCCACCGGAGCACCGCCACACCACAGCCCUCGCCCGACGGAGGACAGCCCGGUCAGGGACUCCGGCAGCAGGCGUAAGCGUGACACCCAGCCCACCACCAAGUACGUGGAGCUGAUCAUCGUGGCCGACAACAGAGAGUUCCAGAAACAGGGGAAGGACAUGGACAAGGUGAAGCAGCGCCUGGCUGAGAUCGCCAACCACGUGGACAAGUUCUACAGGGCCCUGAACAUCCGGGUGGCCCUCGUGGGCCUGGAGGUGUGGAGCGACGCGGACAAGUGCCCCGUGUCCCAGGACCCCUUCACCACGCUGCACGAGUUCCUGGACUGGAGGAAGGCCAAGCUUCUGCCCCAGAGGCCCCACGACAACGCCCAGCUCAUCAGUGGGGUGUACUUCCAGGGUACCACUAUUGGCAUGGCGCCCAUCAUGAGCAUGUGCACUGCCGAACAGUCCGGGGGCAUCGUCAUGGACCACUCGGACAACCCCCUGGGCGCCGCCGUCACCCUCGCCCACGAGCUCGGACACAACUUCGGCAUGAACCACGACACGCCAGAGCGGGGCUGCGGUUGCCGUGUGACGGCCGACCGGGGGGGCUGCAUCAUGACCCCCUCCACCGGGUGAGUUCCAACGAGUUGCCUUGA